AUCCUCCAGAAACUGUAGCUUUUUUUAGCUCAUUACAGGUCUCUCUCUCUCUCUACCUUUUCUCUUCAAGAACUCUAAUUUAUACGAAAAACGCAUUCAAUAAAUCCCAAGUCAAAAUCAAACCACAUACAUAACAGAAACAAAAAAACGAUGUCCUCCAUAGGAGGACUAGAGCAGCAGGUGAGACAGUUAGAGGGGAUAUGCAUAGCGUGCGGAUCAUACGCCGACCUCGUCGAGUAUGACAAGGUUCUGAAGCUCUUGUUUGUUCCAGUAUGGCGAUGGCCAGGGAAAGAGCCGGUGAUGUACUGCAGCAACUGCAAACUUUUCUUCCCUCAAUCAGAGUCAGAUACUGAGGACGAUGUCCCUGACUGGUGUCAGUCCUGUAGCCACGAAGUGGAUGCCGAUUUAAGGUUUUGCCCCUCCUGUGGUGAAGUACUGUGAAUUCUGAUAUGUAUUAGGCGCUUCAGGCUUUGAAAUCAUCAUAUGUAGGUUUGUAAAUUAUGUUUUUGUACUAAGUGUGGGUUUGAGGACUAAAUUUAAGUUUUUCUUUGUCUUUUUCUUUUUAGAAAGAUUAAAUUAGAUAACUUCUUAAUGAUC
Nicotiana attenuata is the source of this 597-nucleotide messenger RNA. RefSeq lists its product as uncharacterized. Bases 151 to 441 code for a protein of 96 amino acids. The transcript has a single exon. The record is from RefSeq and is a predicted model, not a curated record. NCBI's taxonomy places the organism in Eukaryota, Viridiplantae, Streptophyta, Magnoliopsida, Solanales, Solanaceae.